AUGUCGUCGGCCUCUCCUUCAAAGGAACCAGAGGUGGACCCAGGAACUCAGUCAGGCGACGACGCGGAGCAUAUGGAACGGGAACACCAAGAUACACAAGCGCAAGGCCAGGGAGAAUUUGAGGUGAAAGAGCAGGAUCGAUGGCUUCCAAUUGCAAAUGGUUCGUUAAGCGCGUUCUUGCAUGUUUGCCGUUUUGACUGA
Messenger RNA from Paracoccidioides brasiliensis Pb18, 201 nucleotides. RefSeq lists its product as uncharacterized. The transcript has a single exon. Bases 1 to 201 code for a protein of 66 amino acids. The record is from RefSeq and is a predicted model, not a curated record.